GUACUACCGUCUAUCGCGUCCUUUAACUAUAUAAAUAACAGUAGGUAUUUUGCGAAAAAUAUAUUUUAUUUGAAAACUCUAAUAAUUUACAUUUAAAUAGUGUUAAAUUCCGAAUUAAUAAUUAUAGUUUCUAGUUAAGUUAACAAAUAAUUUAAACUCUACCUUUUGGAUACACAAAAUAACAUAAUUGUUCACGCAUGUUAAAAUGAUUUUAUGUAAAAAGAGACAAGGUGGUGUGUAUAAUAGAAAAGACAGCCCCAAUAGUCUUAGAGGACCUAUGAAAGCGGCUAGACUCUGUAUUUUAAGUUUACUCAUACCUGGAAUUUUAGUCAUAGCUCCUCUAUACAUUCGUUACCAUGUUUAUUCAGAUCAAAAAUAUCCUUUGGCAGCUACUGACAUGAGAAUAAUAGAUCAGAGCAUAUCAACAUUUUGGUGUCAGCGUCAAGUCCUAAUUACAAAUGCAACCUUUAAUGCGUUUUUGAUGCCAGAAAAACCAAAAACAGCAUCCAAAACAGAGUUUGUUGAAAUGGAAAGGCAUAUAACAUUAGAAGAUGAUAUCAAAGAAUAUUGGGGAUUUUAUUUACUUAAAGAUUCUGUCGUAAAAGUUUCAACAUGUUCAAGAUGGCCAGGGGCAAGUUUGAUAGUAAUUAAAGGACAUAAACAUUUAAGAGAAUGUGCGUACAUAGGAGAUAAUUCCAGUGAAGAGCUUGACGAAAUCGAAUCAUCCGAAGAGGGUAAUGAUACACAUAUUCCAAAUUUCAUGAGGAAACUUACUGCCGGCAUGACCGUUCCAGACAUGGCACCCGAUGUAGUGUAUGUAACCUCGAACAUGAGUGAUAAUAACGGAAACCGUAAAUAUAUCAAGCAAUCUAGUAAAACGGUCAAUCACCAUUUAGACUUUGCAGAAGACUUAUAUCAAAAAGAACUGAAAGAAAGAAUUGAGAAUGAAGAUUACGUGGUACAAAAUAAAAAACAAAAACACGUUUACAAUGGAGAGGCAAUAAAAAACAUACCUCGAUCAAAAGAACUAAUAGAAGAAUCACUAAGGAAACUGGGUACUCAAGGUAAAGACGGAGCUGCGCUUCUACAAAAAUUAAAAGAAGUCCUUGAAAAUAAUUUAAAUGGUACGGUCAACAAUACGGAAGACUCAACUGACCGGUUACGCCAAAUUAUUGCAAACGCAAUGGCCGAUGACAACACAUCUUGGCGAGGACCUAGGUUAAGGCAUUACCGCAACCGAUUUAAAAGAUCUACAGCAAACAAUGACCAACUAAAAGAAGACCUUUUUAAACACGAUAAGGAAAAUGACGCAGCCACCGAAGAGGUUGACGCAAUAUCACCCGACGGGAUUGCACAAGUUCGCGGCAAGGUACUAGAAAACGGAACACGUAUGAUCAAAGAUCGUAGUCACAGUGAGUUUUGGUCGUCGUUUUCCAGUAGUGAAGAAAUACUAUUGGAGUGUGAGGGCUUACUAUUGAGUCUGCCUUUAGCGCCACAUUCGAAAUGUUUACCACCUAACAAGCAACCGGAUUAUGAAGCAGCCAGCUAUUCGAAUUCAGUCACUUACAAAGUUCCGAGUGAUGGUUAUUAUUUUUUUGUUUUCAAUAGUGAAAACGAAAUCCAAGACAAUUUUAUACGUAUCCAUUUUGCUAUAAACAAAACGGUGUAUGACGUAUCCCAGUCAAUUGUUUCUUGUAUUAAUACCACUGGAGAAUGUCAAUUACCAUUAAGCUUUUGGUCAAGUCAAACAGCUGUUUUAGAAAUGUUAAGACCCGGACCGAAAAGUGAUUCUGAUGACGAAUUCAUAGCUAUUUCCGUAUGCCAUCCUAGGUCUGCUAUUUAUGCUAUUUGUCUGAUAACAGCGCCCAUUAUGUUUGUAUUAUUUUCCUUCCAUUAACAAUGUGUCACGGUGUCUAGAAUGUAGCAAUAAUACAGAUGUACACAGGUCACAGUACACUAUAAAGUUAAUUGCAAAAACAAACCCAACACGUACAAUAAAUAAAUAAAAAGUAUAAUACACAAAAAGCUAAUAUGUAUUUAAGAAUUUAGAACAAAUUAAUACUUAAUAUUUCUAGUUACAUGCCAAUGUUUAAAAACUGAUUAUAAUCAUAAUUCAUAAAGUAAAGAUUUGGAGUUACUCAUACGUUUAUAUUUACGAUUCUUGUUUUAUAAAGGACUGACUUAAUCAUUUAUGAAAAUAUUUUAUAUCUAAUGUGUAAUUAUAGUUAAAGAGACUUGAUAAUUUUUUUUAUAAA
Molecule: messenger RNA, 2255 nt
Organism: Adelges cooleyi (spruce gall adelgid)
Lineage: Eukaryota; Metazoa; Arthropoda; Insecta; Hemiptera; Adelgidae
Exons: 6
Coding region: 206-1897 (563 amino acids)
Source: RefSeq, a predicted model, not a curated record